GCGUGAAUAACAUCAGCACGAAAUGAAUGCUCGGGGAUUGGGCGAGCGUCCCCAGAUGUGUGGUUCAACAGCAGUAGGCGGCGCUAGAGAAGUGGAUAGUGACUAGCAGUGUCCUAGCAUUCAUCCUGGGCGCGCGGCCGUCGGAAACCCCCAGUUUAGGACGCUCUGAUUGCUGUGCAUGUCUGCUUCAUCCCACGGAAACGUUUCGGCGACGCCUGUGCUUGGCCCAGGGCCAGCCUAACUCUUCCUCUUACCCUAUCAACCGCCACCACAGACCGAGACAUUUGCAGCCUGCUACUUAUAAGUGUAGGCCCCCGGGAGCCCUUAUCUCUCCCCUCAUUCACAUAUCUCCUCUCCACCACUCUAUAUCCACCCCUCCUAAGUACGAGGUCUUGUCGCCAGACACCAACACUCUUCUCUCCAUCCUUCAUUCCUCCCUCUAAUACACAUCACAACCGCAGUCAUGGCUGGUUCAACAAUCAUCUCCAACACGGCAACUCUCCAGAAAUACCUCAGUCUUCCCCAGAAGGACAAGGUCAUCGCCGAAUACGUCUGGAUUGACGGCUCCAACGGUAUCCGCUCAAAGUCAAAGACCCUCUUCAAGAAGGUCUCAAGUCUUGAGGACCUCCCAGAAUGGAACUUUGACGGUUCGUCAACGGGCCAGGCGCCCGGUAACAACUCCGAUGUCUACCUCCGUCCCGUCGCAUACUACCCCGACCCCUUCCGUCUCGGCGACAAUGUCCUCGUCAUGUGCGAGACCUACAUGUCGGAUGGCAGCCCCAACGCAUACAACUUCCGCCACGACGCUGCCAUCAUCUUCAAGGAGCACAAGAAUCACGAGUUCUGGUUCGGUCUCGAGCAGGAGUACACUCUCCUCGACGAGUUUGGCUGGCCCUAUGGCUGGCCCAAGAACGGCUUCCCUGCUCCUCAGGGCCCCUACUACUGCGGUGUAGGUACCGGCAAGGUCUUCUGCCGUGACAUCGUCGAAGCCCACUACAAGGCCUGCCUGUACGCCAACAUCAACAUCUCCGGCACCAACGCUGAGGUCAUGCCCGCCCAGUGGGAGUACCAGGUCGGUCCCUGCGAGGACAUCCAGAUGGGUGACCAGCUCUGGAUGUCGCGCUUCAUCCUGCACCGCGUCGCUGAGGAGUUCGGCGCCAAGGUGACCUUCGCUCCCAAGCCCAUCCCUGGCGACUGGAACGGCGCUGGUCUGCACACCAACGUCUCGACUAAGGAGACCCGUGAGGAGGGCGGCAUGAAGGCUAUCGAGGCCGCCAUGGAGAAGCUCGCUGGCCGCCAGAAGGAGCACAUGUCUGUCUACGGCGAGGACAACCAGCUGCGCAUGACCGGCAAGCACGAGACAUCGUCGUAUGACAAGUUCUCCUGGGGCGUUGCCAACCGCGGCUCCUCCGUCCGCAUUCCCCGCGCCGUCGCUGCUGAGAACAAGGGCUACUUCGAGGACCGCCGCCCCGCCUCCAACGGCGACCCAUACCAGAUCACCGGUAUCAUGGCCGAGACAAUGUUCGGCAAGGUUGAGGGUGCCGACGUAGCCAAGUUCGCCGCCAAGGCGGAAGAGGUCGAGCAGGAGAUGAUUGUCCCUGUUGCGAAGCCGUAA
Messenger RNA from Macroventuria anomochaeta, 1615 nucleotides. Its product is annotated as glutamine synthetase. Gene Ontology annotation, cellular component: cytoplasm. Bases 464 to 1615 code for a protein of 383 amino acids. Lineage: Eukaryota; Fungi; Ascomycota; Dothideomycetes; Pleosporales; Didymellaceae. The transcript has 4 exons. The record is from RefSeq and is a predicted model, not a curated record. Gene Ontology annotation, molecular function: glutamine synthetase activity.